CCUAAACAUCACUAAUUAUCAUAAUGUCUUCAAAUAUUUAAGAUGCUUAUUUUACAAAUGAAAUGAUAAAUAUCAAAAAUAAUUAUGACUUAGAAAAAGAAUUGUGUGAAAUUGAGACUGAAUAAUAGUUUUUUUCUGAAUAAUAUUAUGAAAUACUAGGUUAUCGUAUUGAGGCCCGUGAAGAAAAAUCUAAUAAAGAUUAGUAAGAAUUUGUUUUAAUUGUGUUUUAGAGAGAUCAAGAAAAUUAGGUUUAGUUGUAGAAAGACCUCAAAAUCAAUAAAAAAAGUGAUUAAUUUGAAAAGUAACACUAAUUAAGGGAUAGCAUUAUCAAUUUUAGCUUAGGAUAGUCUUAAAAUAGAUGAUAUGAAAAAUGAGUUAAUAGAAGUGCAAAAUUUAAAAAAAAAUAAAGGGGGAUGGCAUAAUGAAAGAUUGGAAGCGUAAGAAGAGCAUCCAGCCAUUUUCUAAUAAGAAAAUAGCUUCCAAUUAGAAAGUAAUUAUAUAUUUAAUUUAAAUUCAGAUUUGCUGCUCUAAGGCAAAAAUGAUACUAUUAUUGCAAUUAAGAGUGUUGAUUAAAGUAUAAAUUAAAACACCUGCCAAUUAAAUAAGAACAAAAAAUUGUUCAGUUCGUCGCUAUCUAAUUUUGUUUCGGAUUGAGAUUACCCCUUAUUUCUGAUUUAAUCAGAAAAAAGGGGUUGAGAAAAAGUGCAAACACAAAUUAAGUGAUAAACCUUUAAUCAACAC
Molecule: messenger RNA, 741 nt
Organism: Paramecium sonneborni
Lineage: Eukaryota; Ciliophora; Oligohymenophorea; Peniculida; Parameciidae
Source: the annotation of a GenBank genome assembly